UUGUGGGUGUUAUCAGGAGAUCUGAACUUGGAUGAGCUGCCUGAAGCAAGUUUAUCUACAUCUCCGUUUUCAGGAAGACGAAAACCGUUAUUCGAUGGACGUAAUCAAGCUCUCAUCACCAUCAAAGAUACGAGGGAGAUGCAAAAAUGUGAGGGUGCCAAAUUCAAGCAGCGUGUGAAAGCACCUGGCUGUCUUACGAAGGUUAUUGUAAACAGAUUCUGCCACGGCACCUGCCCUUCCUACUUCAUUCCAAGAAUGAACGGGAAGAUGCUGAAGGCCAGGUUCAAAUCCUGUGCCGCAUGCGCUCCCAGAGAUUACGAUGCUAUAGAUGUGACGUUGGAUUGUCCGGGACAAGAUCCACCACAGGUCACAAAGACAAUCAUAAAAGUGAGCUUGUACGCCUACAUGAUGAAUGUAAAGCAUAGAAGAUUUUUAGAUAAAGAGGUGCGAAUGCAUUGA
This is a messenger RNA of Cylicostephanus goldi, 459 nucleotides long. NCBI's taxonomy places the organism in Eukaryota, Metazoa, Nematoda, Chromadorea, Rhabditida, Strongylidae. The record is from the annotation of a GenBank genome assembly.